GCUUGGGAUCGGACUGGCUGUGGACAAGGCCCUCAGCAGAGUCAGCGUCCUCGGGGGUCUGGACGAACGUGGUGUGGAAUCUGCGGCGAGGAAUCGUGGAGCGUGGGAAGCCUGCCGCUCCGAAGGCCCGGUCGCGCUGCGUGGCGGGCUCUGACCCGCUGUUGCAGAUACAAACGGUCGGCGCGAGAAACGCGCCGGGGCGCGGGGUUGCGGCUGCCGGGAUUUGUUGCUGGCGGCUGGGCUGGUUGCAUAGGAACCCCUCCACACCCCUCCCUUUCGGAGUCCGCUUCUUGGCCCCGCGGCUGCUGGGGGAGCCUCGAGGAGCUGGCGAGGCUGCCCCUUAGACUGGGCUGAGUUCUCCUCUCUCUGAUGCCGUGACCGAGGCCCCGAGUGUGAGCGAUGACCAGGUGAAAUAUUAGAUUAUUUCAAAAGCUGGAGCUGAAUGUAAUGUUAAAUAAUGGCAACAGGCGACUUGAAGAGAAGCUUACGGAACCUAGAACAAAUGCUUCGCUCACUAAAUUAUCCUCAAGAAGUGGAUUGUGUAGGUUUGAUUAAGGGAGAUUUAGCAGCAUCUUUGCCCAUCAUCAGCUAUUCUCUUACCUCAUAUUCCCCUUAUGUAGCAGAACUUCUGAUGGAAUCCAAUGUAGAGCUCAUAGCAAAGAAUGACUUGCGCUUUAUAGAUACCGUCUAUAAGCUUCUUCGUGAUCAAUUUAAUUAUAAACCAAUCUUGACGAAAAAGCAGUUUCUCCAAUGUGGAUUUGCAGAAUGGAAAAUCCAAAUUAUUUGUGAUAUUUUGAAUUGUGUGAUGAAAAAGCACAAGGAGUUGAGUGGUCUUGAUAAGACUUCCUCACUACAAAGAAAGAAAGUCAAUUUUGUUAAGUCAGAACCUUGUUCAAGCAGCGAGAAGUCAUCUGCAGAAUCUGUUGGCAUUGAUAUCACUGGCAGGUUCAUGACUUCAGGAAAGAAGAAAGCUGUGGUGAUCCGUCACCUCUACAAUGAAGAUGGUGUGAGCAUUUCUGACAGUACAUUAAGUACAACGACAGAUGUGAGUGAAGCAUGUGCUGUGAGUGACUUAAAGGAUACUGAAAUAAAGACUCCUGAAGAAAAGAUCCCUGAAAUCAAGUCUGAGCAACAAGAUAUAAAAGCUAAUCCUGAGCUUACUGUACUACAGACUCUGCUUGCUGAAUGCCAAGAAAAGCUUAAGAAACUGACUCAGAUAGAGUGCAGAUUAAAUUCUUUAGAAGAAAAAAUGAAAGGAAAAGUGAUGGUAGAUGAAAAAACCUGGACCAAUCUAAUAAGUCGUGUCACUCUUCUUGAAACAGAAUUGCUUUUGUCCAAAAAGAAUGAUAACUAUUUUUACUAUGAUGAAAUGAAUGAAGACUGUGCUUCUGGUAGUAGCAGGAAUAUUCUGAAACUUGAUAACAGAUGCAAAGAGAAGGAAGUAGGUAUUCCUCUGACUUCCUGUUAUAGAACAACAUCUAGAGACUCAACUCCCAGAACCUCAACUCUUAAUUACUGUGGUCUGAAAGAGAUUUCAGAGGAAACAACAAUCCAGAAAAUGGAAAGGAUGAAAAAAAUGUUUGAAGAAACUGCAGAGUUACUGAAAGGUUCAAAUCACUCACUAUAGAAUUUUUCUACAUGAACUUUUCCAGGACUUUGGCUACUGUAUAUGUUGUAUAUUUUAAGAAUUCCCUAUAAAUUUUAAUAUACUGCAGUAUUUUUGUUAAGAAUUUUAAUUCCAUUUGGUAUAUGAGCUUUUUCAUACAAUAUUGAAUAAAUACUUAAGUAUUUUUGUGGUAUGAUUG
Myotis myotis is the source of this 1805-nucleotide messenger RNA. It is a transcript of the gene CEP44, whose product is annotated as centrosomal protein 44. The coding region runs from base 458 to 1627 and encodes 389 amino acids. The transcript is spliced from 11 exons. NCBI's taxonomy places the organism in Eukaryota, Metazoa, Chordata, Mammalia, Chiroptera, Vespertilionidae. Gene Ontology annotation, cellular component: centrosome; spindle pole. The record is from RefSeq and is a predicted model, not a curated record.